AUGAUUAUUUUCCAAGACAUUAUCUCCAACGACGAGUUGUUAUCCGACGCUUACGAUGUCAAGUUAGUUGACGAUGCUGUUUACGAGGCUGACUGUGCUAUGGUCACUGUUGGUAAUGGUGAUAUUGAUAUUGGUGCUAAUCCAUCAGCGGAAGACGGAGAAGAGGCUUUAGAAGAUGGUGCCGAAACAGUCAACAAUGUUGUUUAUUCGUUCAGAUUACAACAAACUCAGUUUGACAAGAAAUCUUUUACAACUUAUAUCAAAGGUUACAUGAAGAAAGUAAAGGCUUAUUUGGCUGAACACGAUCCUGAACAAGUUGAAGUUUUCGAAAAAGGUGCUACCAAAUACGUUAAAAAGGUUUUGGGAUCAUUCAACGAUUGGGACUUUUACACUGGUGAGUCAAUGGACCCAGAUGCUAUGAUUGUAUUGUUGAACUAUAGAGAAGACGGUACCACUCCAUAUGUUGCUAUUUGGAAACACGGUGUUAAAGAAAUGAAAAUCUAG
This is a messenger RNA of Lodderomyces oxycetoniae, 504 nucleotides long. It is a transcript of the gene TMA19, whose product is annotated as Tma19p. The transcript has a single exon. Bases 1 to 504 code for a protein of 167 amino acids. Lineage: Eukaryota; Fungi; Ascomycota; Pichiomycetes; Serinales; Debaryomycetaceae. Gene Ontology annotation, molecular function: calcium ion binding. The record is from RefSeq and is a predicted model, not a curated record. Gene Ontology annotation, cellular component: cytoplasm.